CUGCAGUUGUGCUUUCUUUGAUUAAUGUCAGAGAGUUUACCAGAGGCCUCAGCGUUCGGCACGGAAUCACGCUGUUUGGGCCCUGAUGAGUCCACUUCGCCCGCCGAUUUGGUUCCGCAACUGACGACUAUCUCGGCUCGGCCGCAAGAGUCUGCCUCGCAGCUCUACCCGAUAUCUGAUACGGUCAAUGCGGUUGGUAUGAUGAAUGGUGAUGGCAGCUAUGGUCAGCAGGAGAAGUCACCACCUAACCUGUUGGAGGGCAUUGGUAAUGAUGGUGACAAGGCGGCUGGCUCGGCACCAGGUAGGGGUGAUGGGGACAAUCCGGUAUUUAUGUCGAUGAUGGGAGCUGCUAUGGCCGCGGCACAGCUCCAGAAUAUGAACCAACAGAUCCAGAUGCAGCAGUACAUGCUACUACAACAGCAGCAGGCACUUAUUGCUCAUGCCCAAAUGAAGCGAGGGUCAACAGCCAUAACAGGGCCAGUACCUCCGUCGUCGGGGUCACCACUUGGGGAGGCUGAGCCCCGCAUGUCCUCCCCAACAGCCCAGCCGGCUGGUGGGAUGUCUGGCCAGCUCACAGCAGCUUUGAUAUCUGCUGGUGCUCACUCUCCUGGAAGUUCGGAGCAUAGUGUGGAUGUCAAGACCCUCGACCUUGGUUGCGGCAUCACCACUCCUAAGGCUGAUAAGUCUUCCGGUAGUAAUAGUUGUAUUGAUUCCAGCGAUCAUAUGGCUGAGUCCGAUGCGGGUACUCUUCCUUUGGUGGCGAUGAAUGAGGAUUGUUGCACUCUAGAUGGUGACAACGACGAUUUGAAGUACGGCGAGCUUACUCUGGAUAUGGGCCCGGAACAAGGCCCCUCUGUUGGUGGGGCAAGCGAGCAGAUGGGGACGGCUAUGGCUGGCUAUGAUACGCAGACUUGGCAGCAGUUUCAACAGCUGCAGUAUAACCAAUGGAGUUAUGCGGCUGCGAUGAGCAAUCCGUGGUAUUCUCAGGGCUAUCCUGGCACGAGGGGUUAUGGUCAGGGUGGCGAGAUGAUGAUGAGGGGAGAUACGGAGCGGAGUGGAUCGGCAGCCGCAGCUGAGGCGGUAGCGGGGAUAAAGCGGAGGAAGAAGCCCUAUGCAGCACCCAAGGGCGUGUGGCGUAAUAAUGGAGGUUAUAACGCUACCAUCUACGUCAAUAAGAAACGAAUCUACGGGCCUGUGCGCCGGAAUCUGGCCGAUGCUGUGUCGGAUCGGAGGGUUAUGGAAGACUCAGUCGACUCGGCUAGGACCAAGGUUGAGCGAAUGAUCGAGGAACAGCAUAAGGUCUUCGAGUCUGAUCAAGCCAGGGAGUCGUUUAUUGCUGAGGAGAGUCAUACGAUGAUAAGAGAAGUAGUUGCAAAGCUGCGAGCGGAGCGAGGCACUCAUAACUCAUCCAACUCGGGUCCGUCUGAUCCACGGCCGUCCGUCCAGAGUUCUUUGACCGCCGCACAGCAGUCGAGGAGACCAGGGGUGGUCCCGUCUCUGGCUCAGGCUGUGUAUGGCACUGCUGCUGCUCGCCCUGGUAAUAUGAUGCCGUUCAUGAUGCCCUAUCCGUCUGCUGUCUGGCCAAGGCCUAUGGGUGGCAAGAAUAGUAGUAGUAGUACGCCGCUAGCUAGGACGAGGAAGCGAGAUCGAUCGGAAUCGGAAGAUGCUAAAGAUGCUGCUACUGUUAAGGGGGACACUGUGCCGGUCAAGACUGGAUUGGCUCAGAGUGUCCUCUUCGGUGGUGAGGGCUCUCUCAAUACUACUGCUGUUGAAAUCCCUGCUAACCUAGCGGGCGCUAGCGAAAGGGUCACCACUGACCCUAAAAGGGCGCGGACUAUUACCCCUACCACGGCAACCACUUCAUCGUCAACCUCAGCCUCGUCGUCGUCGUAUGUACCCUUAUCACCCUUGUUCAACCCUGGUUCACCCCUAUUGUCAAGUCGAAUGUUCUCCUCAGCUUUACCUAAGUAUCUGCGGAGCCCAGCAUUCCCUGCCACACAGCUCACUCCCUUCAGAGGCGCAGCUCCUCCUGGCGGGCCUAAUGGUGUUGAUGGGCCGAUCAUUGAUGACGACAUCCAACUGGAAGAGAGCGCUGUUGGGUCUUUAGGCAGCCUCUAUCCCAAGGGAGCGCAGACAUCUUCUGGCUUCCCUCUCAGCCCAACGUUCUUGCCUUAUCACACACCAUCCACGGGGGCUGCUUUUACUUGUACCGGUAAUACCAGCACAUGCUCGGCAUCGUCAGCGACUACUGCUGUAACUCCAACAGCUGCUGCUGGCUCUAAUACUAGUACUCCCGCAUCGACGUUCCCAUCAUUGACCUUCACGUCUCCUGGUCUUCAACCUGCCUCUUCUCAAGGAGCAACUGCCGCCGCCGCCGCCGCUGCUGCUGCAUCCUUCUGGACACCACAUUUACAGUAUCUUAAGCAUAGCCCGGCGUUCGCAAGUCAAAGCAGCGCCGCCGCUGAAAGUUGAUUCUACAUAUUACCAUUACUGUAGCUAUAUUACCCAAGAUUAAUAUCGUCAUAAAAAUCAUCGUCAUCAUCUUCACCAUCAUCUCUACGUCAGAACU
Molecule: messenger RNA, 2569 nt
Organism: Perkinsus marinus ATCC 50983
Lineage: Eukaryota; Perkinsozoa; Perkinsida; Perkinsidae
Exons: 1
Coding region: 25-2472 (815 amino acids)
Source: RefSeq, a predicted model, not a curated record